CUGUGUACUAACAAUCAGAUUAUUGUGCGAUCCAGGGGUGGACUGACAGCUCAUGGGGCCUUCGGGCAAUAGGGGAUCAUGGGGCCCCUGUGUCCUUGCCCAAACUCAAAAAAAAAGCCUAUGAAAAAAGUACCAGGGGCAUCUCAUGGGGCCCCGUACUGACCCUGGGCCCUCGGGCAAUGCCCGAGUUUCCAAAAUGGUCAGUCUGCCCCUGGAGCAUAUCCACCGCAAGGCAAACAAGGCGUUUGCCUAG
This is a messenger RNA of Staurois parvus, 253 nucleotides long. The record is from the annotation of a GenBank genome assembly. Lineage: Eukaryota; Metazoa; Chordata; Amphibia; Anura; Ranidae.